AUGGCCGGCGCCCCGGGGCCGCUCCGCCUGGCGCUGCUGCUGCUCGGGGCGGUGGGCAGGGCCGGCCCCCGCCCCCAGGGUGCCACCGUGUCCCUCUCGGAGACUGUGCAGAAAUGGCGAGAGUACCGACGCCAGUGCCAGCGCUUCCUGACCGAGACCCCGCCCCCAGCCACAGACCUCUUCUGCAACCGGACCUUCGAUGACUAUGCCUGCUGGCCGGAUGGGUCCCCAGGCUCCUUCGUGAACGUCAGCUGCCCCUGGUACCUGCCCUGGGCCAACAGCGUGCUGCAGGGUCACGUCUACCGGUUCUGCACCGCGGACGGCCUGUGGCUGCACAAGGACAACUCAAGCCUGCCCUGGAGGGACCUGUCCGAGUGUGAGGAUUCCAAGCGAGGGGACCGCAGCUCCCCGGAGCGGCAGCUCCUGUCUCUUUACGUCAUCUACACGGUGGGCUACGCGCUCUCCUUCUCCGCGCUGGUCGUCGCCUCGGCCAUCCUCCUGGGCUUCAGACACCUGCACUGUACCCGGAAUUACAUCCAUCUGAACCUCUUUGCCUCCUUCAUCCUCCGAGCACUGUCCGUCUUCAUCAAGGAUGCGGUCCUCAAGUGGAUGUACAGCACAGCCGCCCAGCAGCAUCAGUGGGAUGGGCUCCUCUCCUACCAGGAGUCUCUGGGCUGUCGCCUGGUGUUCCUGCUCAUGCAGUACUGCGUGGCGGCCAACUACUACUGGCUCCUGGUGGAGGGGGUGUACCUGUACACGCUGCUGGCCCUGUCCGUCUUCUCCGAGCAGCGCGCCUUCAGGCUCUACCUGAGCGUUGGCUGGGGUGUCCCCCUGCUGUUUGUCAUCCCCUGGGGCAUCGUCAAGUACCUCUAUGAGGACGAGGGCUGUUGGACCAGGAACUCCAACAUGAAUUACUGGCUCAUAAUCCGGCUGCCCAUUCUCUUCGCCAUUGGGGUGAACUUUCUCAUCUUUGUCCGGGUCAUCUGCCUUGUGGUGUCCAAACUGAAGGCCAACCUCAUGUGCAAGACAGAUGCCAAGUGCAGGCUCGCCAAGUCCACGCUGACACUCAUCCCCCUGCUGGGGACGCAUGAGGUCAUCUUCGCCUUCGUGAUGGACGAGCACGCCCGGGGAGUGCUGCGCUUCGUCAAGCUGUUCACGGAGCUCUCCUUCACCUCCUUCCAGGGGCUAAUGGUGGCCAUCCUGUACUGCUUUGUCAACAAUGAGGUCCAGAUGGAGUUCCGGAAGAGCUGGGAGCGCUGGCGGCUGGAGCACCUGCAUGUCCAGAGGGAGAACAGCAUGAAGCCCUUCAAGUGUCCCACCAGCAGCCUGAGCUGCGGGCCCACAGCGGGCAGCAGCAUGUACGCAGCCUCCUGCCAGACCUCCUGCAGCUGAGACUCGGGCAUCUCCCUCCCUGUGGUCUCACUGCCAGCCUGGGUGGCCACCCCGGGUGGGAGAGACCCUCCCAGGGACUGGGGGGCGGGGGGAGCACCACAGGCACACAAGCUACUUCCCUGCGUUCCCAUCCCGAGCCCAUCAGACAGGCAGAUGGGCAGUGCCUCCUGGGACCCGAGGACACAUUUUAUUCUGAGGAGAAGCAACCUGUUAAUUUGAUCACCCUGGCGGGUGGAGGGGAAAAAGCAAUUGCUGCUAAAACGAGGAGGAUUUCUUCUCGUUAAGCCACAAGGCCCCUGGGGUUCCCCCAGACAGAGCAGAACAUCAGCCUCAGACUCAAACUCAAGGUCAAUGGCUUAUUAGUGGCCUUGUAAGAGGACAUGGUUCUGCAAGAGGUGGAUACGACCUCAGCUAAAACACAGAGCUUGGGUGAUGCCAGCCGCCUCCGCCUGCCUCCGGUUGGCAUCACCACCCACCCCCUGCCUCCUCUUAAAGGGACGCUGGGCACAGGCUUGUUUCCCCUCCUCUGACCCCUCAUCCCACUGUCCACCCUCCAGCAGUGAUUUCUAGAAAUGGUUGUGGGGGUGGUGUUGAGAAGGAACAUCGAGAAGGUGCCUCAAAGUUUCCCCUUUCCGGCCCCCACUUCUUCCUUGGGUGUUUGGGUUGCUUUGGCGCCUCCUCCCAGGGCAGGUUCACGGCGGAGGGGUCCAGCCCCGGGCGCGGGCUCUGACUCCUGUUCCAGAGAUGCUCAAGAAUCCUGUGGGGCCCCUCUCGGGGACUUUAGGAAUGUUCGUGCUGGGAGUGUAGAUUACUCUCUACUGUUGGGAACCCAGAGGCGCUGAGCCAGAGAGACUGCCUGCACCUCUCAUGGAAAUACUUUUUACCUGUGACCAGAUUACCUGUCUAGCAUGGGUGUUUGGGUGUGCCCUCUUAACUUUAGGGGAUAUGACCAAAAAGAGACUCUUCCGGGGACUCUACCAGUCCUCACCGUGACCAGGGAGGCGGGCUUCCCCUCCCUGUGAUCACUUCCCUGUGAAGUUCCCCCAACAUGGGAGCUUGUAUAUCCUUUGCUCAUUUCUCUGUCUUUGCUGUGAAUAGUUUCUGUCUGUGCAAAUGUGCAAUUCUGAAUUUUCCCAACGGGUGGAAACAAGCAGUAAAUCACAGUGGUAGUUUUGAUGUUGUUUGGGGUUGUACCGUAGUUAUUAAUUUGACUCAUCCAUGCAUUGAGCUAUUUAAUGUUCACCCUGCCUCCAGUCUCUUCCCGUAAAUAAUGAGCCUCAGGGAAGCUUAGAUGGGCAAAACCUUUCAAUCUAGCCAUGGAGGAAAAGCAGACAUGUAGCACCACUGCAGAGACCCAGACAGAAGGGGAACAGCCAUGUCAUGGAGGCUGGCAACUGAAUUCAUGGGUAUAGAACUCAGAGCAGAAGAGAACUCUUGGGAGUUCACAUCUUCUGGGAGGGCAGAGGGAGAGUCUUUGGAUGAAUUCCUAAGUGAAUUGAUCUUUCCCUCCUUUUUUUUUUUUGAGUGGCGGGAACCCUCCCCCAAACCCUUGUGCCAGACACACUCUCCUCUGCCCCUCAGAGAGGCACAGGAUAUGCAGGAAAAAUAAUAAUGGGACAUAAAACACAUCAAGCAGAAAAUCUCUCAUACUUCAGCUUCAGUGGAGUGUCGUGUCUAUGUUAAUAGGGAAGUUGAACCUCAGGCUAAAGAAAGGAUUUGUGCAGGCUGCCUCUUUGAGAAAAUGUUGAGAGCUGGGGGUGGGGACAUUCCUGCCUCCCCAGUCAGGGGGGCAGACAGCCCAAUAGGCAUUGGUUUUCUCUUUGGAGUGAGGGCUAGGGUGAGAAGAGUGCUGGUGGGUUUGAUUGGGUGGGAUCCAGCUCUGGUGCAUGUGUUUCCAUUUUGGAAAAACUGGAAGAUUUUUGAGAAUCAUUAGUGAACUGCACAGCAACGAAGAGACAGAUUAAUAUUAUCUUCAAGAAACAAAUUUUUGAGGGGAAGGAUUGUGGGGAGAAAGUGUUUAGUUAGGCACUUGGGAAGGAAGCUCAGACAAUUGGUUUUAUGCGCUAAGUUCUUUUCCCACCAGGUACUGAUUCCUAGUUGCAGAGUGCUCAUCACACCCCCAGUUGCCCCAAGCCUUUUAACACCGAGCAACAUUUUCCUUGUCAGAUACAUACCAGAUGCUGAAUUGAAGAAAUACUUUCUUUGCUCUAAGACCCGCACUAUUAAUAUUCAUUUGAGUGGCAGUGCACUCUGUCCAAAGUUAUUCCCAAACUAAAUAUAGCGCCCUGGCAGAUCUGGGAACGAUUGAAUGCAAUGUACUCAGAAAUUCCUCUGGCUGUUUACAUGCCUGGUGCCCGAAGUCUGGAGCUUGCCGAGAAAACUCUUGCUUGCCUCUGUCCUGGGGCAGGGUAAGGUGCUGUGUGUGUGAGCCCUGCAGCCAGGUCUGAUGACUGUCAUGAAUGGAAGCCAAGUUCAGCACUCUGGCCAGCUCCCCCCACUGACCUUGUGAGGGGCUUAAACCAUGUCAACUUAUCUUUUUCAUCCGAAUCUUUGGAGCAGCUAAACCACAGAACUGAGACAAACCACUUACGUUGCAA
This is a messenger RNA of Dama dama (fallow deer), 3989 nucleotides long. RefSeq names its product glucagon like peptide 1 receptor (gene GLP1R). The transcript has 13 exons. Gene Ontology annotation, molecular function: glucagon receptor activity; peptide hormone binding. Gene Ontology annotation, cellular component: plasma membrane. Gene Ontology annotation, biological process: cell surface receptor signaling pathway; adenylate cyclase-activating G protein-coupled receptor signaling pathway. Bases 1 to 1392 code for a protein of 463 amino acids. The record is from RefSeq and is a predicted model, not a curated record. NCBI's taxonomy places the organism in Eukaryota, Metazoa, Chordata, Mammalia, Artiodactyla, Cervidae.